Messenger RNA from Purpureocillium lilacinum, 744 nucleotides. RefSeq lists its product as uncharacterized. The record is from RefSeq and is a predicted model, not a curated record. NCBI's taxonomy places the organism in Eukaryota, Fungi, Ascomycota, Sordariomycetes, Hypocreales, Ophiocordycipitaceae.
AUGUCUGCUACUGUCGAAACACCCUUGACCAACAAGGUCGUGAGCCGCGACGAGUGGCUUGCUGCUCGCCUGGCGCUGCUUGAGAAGGAGAAAGAGCUGACCCGCGCCAACGACGCCCUCGCAGCUGAGCGCCGUUCGCUCCCCAUGGUCCAAGUUACCAAGCCAUAUUCCUUCAAGUCGUCGUCUCAGGCCGACCUCACGCUGGCAGACCUGUUCAACGGCAAGGACCAGCUCAUCGUCUACCACUUCAUGUUCAGCCCGGACAGCGACUCUGGCUGCCGCGGCUGCACGCACAUGGGCGAGUCCCUCCCCGACGUCCGCCACCUGCGCUUCAAAAACACCAACCUCGUGUGCGUGUCGCGCGCGGCGCCCGCCAAGCUGGAGCGCUACAAGGCCCUCGCCGGGUGGACGUUUCCGUGGUACUCGAGCGAGGGCUCCGACUUUAACUACGACUUUUGGGCAACGACGGACGAGGCUCGCGGUGGCGCCCAGCUGCUCAACUUUCGCACCAAGAAGGAGACCGAGGACCGCGGCGGGGGGUGGUAUGACGGAGACGUCCCCGGAUUCAGCGUGUUCUACAAGGACGGUGACAAGAUUUACCACACGUAUUCGACGUUUGCGCGCGGCGGCGACAAGCUGAUGCCGACGCUCGGGCUACUCGACCUCACGCCCCUGGGCCGACAGAUUGGGCCCUGGGGCCCGGCGGAGUUCAAGUUGAAGAGCGAGUAUGAGGAGGAGGCUUGA